GUUAUCUUCCCCUCAGUUUCAACAAAUAGUUCCCUGAACCAGAACAGUCGGUGUUAAAGAUGGCUGGGCAUUCAAUCUUGCUGGCCGCUGUCUCAGUCUUGUCCGCCUGUCAACAAAGUUAUUUUGCUUUGCAUGUAGGAAAGGCAAGAUUAAAAUACAAAGUUACACCCCCAGCAGUCUCUGGGUCACCAGAGUUUGAGAGAAUAUUUCGUGCACAACAAAACUGUGUGGAGUUUUACCCCAUAUUUCUGAUUACAUUGUGGAUGGCUGGAUGGUAUUUCAAUCAAGUUUUUGCUACCUGUCUGGGUCUGGUGUACAUAUAUGCCCGUCACCAGUAUUUCUGGGGAUAUUCAGAAGCAGCUAAAAAAAGGAUCACCGGGUUCCGGCUGAGUCUGGCGAUUCUGGCCUUGCUGACAGUCCUGGGCACCCUGGGGAUUGCAAACAGCUUUCUGGAUGAAUACAUGGACCUCAAUGUCGCCAAGAAACUGAGACGCUUCUAACGUCACCCCCUCCCUUUGCCCAAAUGCUAGCAGAAGCUGUUUCCACCCUGAAGGUUAUAUGGAGUCAAUCAAUUUUUAAAGACAAAAGUCUUUCUUUUGUUUUUCUUGAAAUGGCUUUGUAGGACCAUACCUGUUAGAGAAUACAUUCCUGUUUAAGAAGUGAAGUCUGCUCAGACGGGAUGUAUCCAUAUCCUCAGUGCAAGUGUGCAGAGCCCUGGUUUUGUAUGUCUGCUAAAGUCAUGACUGCUUGUGUGGGCAGGAAGCAGCCUGACCAUGUGCUGGGCUUUCUGUGCGGCCACCACCAUCACCUGCCUCUGAGAUUACUUCUCUUUUGAUGGAAAGUUCCAGACAGAUGCUGAUAAGGCAGCAAGCCCACUUCAUCGGUGUAGGAAAGCAACAGAUGGCCACACGUGGGGGAAGUCAGGCAAACACAAAGAGUAGCCAGAGAAGAGAGUCAUCAACGAAUAGCACAAAACAAAUCUGGUU
Messenger RNA from Panthera uncia (snow leopard), 986 nucleotides. RefSeq names its product microsomal glutathione S-transferase 2 (gene MGST2). The transcript is spliced from 5 exons. The record is from RefSeq and is a predicted model, not a curated record. NCBI's taxonomy places the organism in Eukaryota, Metazoa, Chordata, Mammalia, Carnivora, Felidae. Gene Ontology annotation, cellular component: endoplasmic reticulum; nuclear envelope; membrane. Bases 60 to 500 code for a protein of 146 amino acids. Gene Ontology annotation, molecular function: glutathione transferase activity; enzyme activator activity; leukotriene-C4 synthase activity. Gene Ontology annotation, biological process: leukotriene biosynthetic process.